AUGAAUUUUUCCACAUUUCUAAGCAUAUUUUACGUUGCGCCCGCGCUGGUGCUCGCUGCAAGCUGCAACAAUAACUGCGGUCGGCAAGUCGCCGGAACAGGACGACGAGACCCUCCUCUCUCUUCAAGAUCAUCUCUGUGUUCAGAGUUUGUGACUACAUAUGUCACAGUCGCACGUGGACCACCCACCGACACACCGCAAUCGCGCGAAGAACCCUCGGUGCCGAUUGUCACGGGUACCAAGCCUACUUAUGCCCGCGCUUGUCCCGAUCCAACCGCCUACUGGUCCGCCUGCCAAUGCUUCACCGGGAUCAAGGCCACCACCAUCACUAUAGUGGCGGGAGUGGAAACAACGACCAGCAGCAUCCCAUCUUCACAGAUUAUCAGCACGCCUCUUGUCACAACGACCGCAACCCCCACGUCCGAUUCUCCCUCUCCAUCGUGUACAAUCGGCGCAGAGUUCGCGCUCCAUAUUAUCGAAGAGGAGUCGGACCUGUGCCAGAAUAUGCUCCUAGACCCAUACUUCGGGCCUGAGAACUACGACAUUGAAGGUCUCCUCCAAGGCCGACAUCCUAUGGGUGUCGGCACCACGCGGUAUAUUGAAUUUGAACAGCAGGAUGACAGCUUGCCUAUCAACUAUGGCGGCGUCCAAGGUCCCCCUGGAUCCAGCCUGAAGUGCAACAUCCUUGUACACCGCGGUUAUAUUAAAGCCACUCUGCCCGGCGCUUACGAGUUUCUCAUUAGCGAACCCCCACGCGAGGAUGUCCUUUUUGUGUGGUUCGGCGACAAGGCCAAAUCUGGGGCAUUCAACGUCAGUAACGCCGAUAUCAUUGUACCAAACGAUAAUGGGUGGCCCUAUCGCUAUUUCGUUUAUUUCAACGACGCCUCGGAGUACAUACCUUUCCGCAUGUUCUGGUCUCAUGGGAGGGGACGUAGCGAAUUCUUCGUGGGAAUCUUCCCAACGUAUCCUGUUGGCUUAGACGAGGACGUGGAGCCUGAGAAUCCAGUCUUCUACUCGAACUGUUCUGGUAGCAAGAGCCCUGCUCCGGCUUGGCCUUCCUGGGAAAGUGAGGACUACUCCGGAGGAAAUUGA
Colletotrichum gloeosporioides is the source of this 1092-nucleotide messenger RNA. RefSeq lists its product as uncharacterized. Lineage: Eukaryota; Fungi; Ascomycota; Sordariomycetes; Glomerellales; Glomerellaceae. The record is from RefSeq and is a predicted model, not a curated record. The transcript is spliced from 2 exons. The coding region runs from base 1 to 1092 and encodes 363 amino acids.